This is a messenger RNA of Echinostoma caproni, 345 nucleotides long. Lineage: Eukaryota; Metazoa; Platyhelminthes; Trematoda; Plagiorchiida; Echinostomatidae. The record is from the annotation of a GenBank genome assembly.
AUGGCAACUAUUUUAAAGGAAAGGCGUAUGAUGGAAGGUGGUACAAAGAAGGCUCCGGCUAGCGAACCAAUCGAGAACGAGACCCACCCAACCAGACGCUCAGACGUAGCGGCUGGGAGUACUUCGAGAGACAAUGUUGACUACCACCCGAAACGAACGAAUCGCCAAUUACAGCCCGACAGACGAUCCGCAGCUAGCCAGAAAGAUAUACACCGAAUGCCACUACGUCGGAGCUGUCGAUCAGCGUAUCUCGCUAUGGUCGGAUCAAACCAGCCGGAACGGCAGGCGGAAGAAGAGACAACGUACGUGCCAAAUGCGGACCAAAACCAACAGAAAGAGACAUGA